Messenger RNA from Symbiodinium pilosum, 532 nucleotides. The record is from the annotation of a GenBank genome assembly. NCBI's taxonomy places the organism in Eukaryota, Dinophyceae, Suessiales, Symbiodiniaceae.
GUUCUUCGUGGACGCUGCGAAGCUCUUUGCGUCCUACCGUGCGAGCGACGCCCCUCGAAAGCUUGCCUAUUUCCUUCGCAUCACGCCCUGCUACGACGGACUUGUCCAGAAGUUCAAGUGCCACAGCGUUGCAGCAGAUGGUGAGCUGCGAGGGCAGAUUGCUGCUGAGGCGCCCUUUUUGGCGGAGACUGGACUCCUGGAAGAGAGUGCAGUAGCUCUACUGCUGGAUAGCUUGACUGGUUUUGCACUGUGGGCUGCUGGCUACGAGGGCUUCGUCACAGCCGAGUUGACUUUCAAAGUCCAUAGAACAGUUAGAAAAGGCGACGAGCUGUUCGUCCGGGCCUGGCUGAAGCAGAGACCGACCAUCCCAGAGGACAAGCGCCUGAGGGAAUCCUCGGUACUGGGCUUUGAGCUUUUUGCGCCGCAGCCAGAUCAGGAGAGUUUCGCGGAGGAGGAGAUGGUAGGCUCCGCGGUCGAGACUGAGCCACCAUUGCCUGCAAAUUUGUCGGUCCGGGCUGAGGCCUGGGGAUGA